UUUCGCGUCGCAGUUUCCAACUUUUAGUACACACGGAACAGAGUUCGCGGGAGGGUGCGCGCGUGUGUGCUUUUAGCGACGUUACGGGCAGACCCUACCCAGGUCGCCGAGCUCUAGCUUCCCCGAUGAAGCUACAGCUGCAGCCACUGCCCUGACGAUAAUUCAAUUAUAGACACAUUUUUUUUUUUAAAUAAUUCAUCCGACAAGGUUUUUGGAAAAAGCUGGAGGAGGAUCAGAUCAAACAAAAAUGGUCACGACGACGCACGAUAACGCCUUCGGGCCCAGAAAAACGGUGGUCAUACUCGCAGUCGUCGCGGGCUGCUUUGCCGUGCUCUGGCCCAAAAUUUUCUACCCGAUGCUCAUAGCCUCGUACGCACCGCCACCCAGUGCGGAUAGCACCGGCUGCUGCGACGUGAUAUUCGAAAGCGACGUGACCGCCGUUGACAUAAUGCAGGAGCUCUGCCACAACAUAAUAAGACACCACCAGGUUGAUCCCCGGGUACGGGAUGCCAUUGAGACGAGCAAAUUUAACAAGCUAAGCCCGUCGAGCGCGAGCUUGUGCCGAGAGGAGGUGCUCGCCAGGUGCGGCAUUGACUUGUCCUCGUUUCUGGCCGAGAAAGAGAGACUGAAAAAGUCAUACAAACAGGUCUUGGAGGAGAUCAGGGGCUUUAAUGGCUCUUUCUGCCUGAAAAUGCAAUUUGGCGUGCCGUUGUCGCGAUUGGGCACGCCCCAUCUCAUUAGAUAUCACAUACUGAUGCCGCACAGUACUAUAAAACAGGAGAGAGCAACACCUCCACAUGCCGGAAAUUAUCACCCUGCUCUCAGAGAACGUGGUAGAGCCAUUCCAUCAUCCCAUAUUGUACCCAACAUCCAAGACAGACCUGACCACGUACAACCCAUGAAAAUGAGGCCGCCUAUGGGCGCCGGCCAUAUGGUGUCAACGCCUAAAGGCAAUGGCUCCAUGGGAAUUCUCAUGCCACUUUACACUGUUGGCAUUGUUAUCUUUUUUAUCUAUACAAUAUCAAAGGUACUUAUGGGAAUCAUCAUGCCCCUUUAUACGAUCGGAAAUGUUGUAUCUUUACUCUAUAAAGUUCUCCAGCUCCUCAGAAAAUCAUCGGAUAGUGAAAUAUUGCGACGGGAGUAUUCAACAGACGCAGCCGAAAGAGAGUACCAAAAAUUGGUUUUCAAUCCCGAGAUUUUUGCCUCAGCUGUAACUGCAUCCAGUAAAGCACACUGUGAGAAAAAAGAACAGAGACCUGAUACCCCGGAGGAACCGGUGCCUUCUAUGGAAGAAUUAAAAGAACCCUUACAUGAAUAUUGUACAUGCUGCUCUCUGGGGAUGAAAGAAGCAGCUGGAGAUAUAGAAAUAGACCAGCUGAGGCGGCGUUUGGUAGAAACGGAAGCGGCUAUGGAGCGUAUCGUUGCUCAAAUGAGCAACUUGUCGCGUUCUGUUGUGAAUUGUUCAACCCCCACACCAGAAUCCAAGGAAUCAAGCAUUUCUGAAGAAACUCCUGAUCAUGUUGACAAGGAGCUUGAAGAGUUACAUGAAACGCCAACAGUAAGAGUUGUAAAUAUGGAGAUGACUGCAUCAUGCGAAGGAGGUAGACGUAGUCGCCCAUCAACACCUAUUUUGGUACCUCAAUGCCCAACUGAGGACAGGGAGAAAACUCCUCCAAUCUCAAUUUACCUGGAAGGAGCCCUUCCCUCCCAGUGUGAGCUGCUAGUAACAGACUCAAAAACACAGGAGAUCCUGGAAGAAGAUGAGAACGUGGAAGUUCCAGUUGUUCUGUCCGGCAAAAUGACACUUUCCCUCAUCAGCCUUGACCAGGUAGCAGCUGAAUCCCCACAAGAUGAUCAGUUUGAAAGUACUGCUACACGCAAAGUAACGUCGAGUAAACAAGAAAAUUCACCGGUUGAUGUACAUAAAAAAAGAUUAGAAAAAUCAGACGAUAAACAUCAGGAAGCAAAGGAUAGUUAUGAAAGUGGUAGCGACGAAAGCGGAGAAAUCAGUGAUUAUGAUAAUUUGGAUAGUAAUACUGAUCUACUUAAUAAUCAGAAAUCAAUUGUUAAAAAAUUUAUAGAAUCCGAAAAAUUGUCUAGUAAAAAUUCAGUCAGCAACUCUGAUGAAGAAGAUUCUGAAACUGAUGAUUACAGACAAGAUUAUGAACGUAACGUAGCGCUCCUCAAAACGAUACAAAGAGAAAAAAAUCGUCGAUUGGAACGAAUGAAGGACAAUAACGACAGUGAGGAAGAAAAUGAAGACGAAGAAGAUGAGGAAGAAGAGGAGUUUGACGAUGAGGAAGAUGAAUUUGAGGAGGAGGAAGAGGAAGAGGAUGAUGACGAACAAGUAGAAGAAGUAGAAACACAAGAAGAAUAUGAGGAAGAUGGAGAUGAACUAGAAGACGAAGUAUCAGAAGAAGAAGACGAAGAAUUUGAAGAAGAGGAGGAUGAGGAGGAAGAAGAAGAAGAGGAAGAAGGGGAAGAAGAAGAAGAUGAAGAGGUAGAAGAAGAAGAAACUGAUGACAAAGAAACGAUGAAAAAAUCUCAAGAAAUAAAAAUCGAGCACAGUAAAAAUGCCACUAGUUUUAAAAAUAAAUAGGAAAAUCUAGUUAAAGUUGAAAGAAUUAACGUUUAUACGCAAAUUACGAUAGAAAAUUUAUAAAAGCGUUUUUUACCAAAUCAUAUUCGAACAUAAAUCUAUGUGAACUAGAACUUUUUUGCAUUUUUUCGGUAAACAGUUCUACAGUGUUCUUUUUUUUUUCAAUUAUCAUGGGUGUGCAUGUUGUUGAUAAUAUGUAGAUAAUUUUGUAUGCUAGAAAUAAAUUGAUCAACUGUGAAAGUCUGUACGAAUUUGAUUAAACUAAAAAGUAUGCUAUUCUUGUAAUUUUUAAAAAAGCAAUAAACUUGGUGCCAUUAAAAUAUUGUUUUCAAAAAAU
Messenger RNA from Copidosoma floridanum, 2936 nucleotides. It is a transcript of the gene RIC-3, whose product is annotated as RIC3 acetylcholine receptor chaperone. Lineage: Eukaryota; Metazoa; Arthropoda; Insecta; Hymenoptera; Encyrtidae. Gene Ontology annotation, cellular component: intracellular membrane-bounded organelle; neuron projection; neuronal cell body. The record is from RefSeq and is a predicted model, not a curated record. Gene Ontology annotation, biological process: synaptic transmission, cholinergic; protein localization to cell surface.